AUGGAGCAGGGCAGGGAGGCCCACUGCUCUGCUGAGGAGACCUUCACCGCUGACUAUAAGAUGAUGAUGACCCUGGGCCAAGGACUGUUUUCAGAGGUCAAAUUGGCCUUUCACGUGCCCACAGUAUCCUGUGUGGUUGUAAAAAUUCUUAGAAACAAGAAGAAGUAUGCCUCAUUUAUCAACAGUGAAGUCAACAUCAUGAAAUCCCUUGCCCACGCCAACAUCAUUAAAUUGUUUCAUGUGGUCCAGACCAGGGAGACCACCUACCUGGUGAUGGAGCAUGCAUCAGAGGGAGACCUCCUGCAUCACGUCCUGGAACUGGGGUCCUUAGAGGAGAGCGAGGCUCGAAGGUUGUUUAUCCAGAUAUUGCAUGCAGUGCAGUACUGUCACGAUAACUCUAUUGCUCACAGAGACAUUAAGGCUGGGAACAUCCUCCUGGACUGCAGGGGUAAUGCCAAGUUGGGCGAUUUUGGCCUUUCGGCUAAGGUCAUCCCUGAGCAGAAGUUUAGUGGUUUCUGUGGUACUCUAUAUUACUGUGCCCCGGAACUCUUUGGAGAGGAGGCCUAUGAUGGCCGUGCCACUGAUAUUUGGAGUUUAGGUGUGCUCCUCUUCCUCAUGGUCGUCGGGCACUUUCCCUUCAGAGCUAGCUCUGUUGCAGGGGUGAAACAGCAGAUCCUUGCCGCAAACUUCAAGGUGCCUCCACAUGUUUCCAUCGACAUUUUCAAUGUCAUCGUCGAACUGCUGAUCAUCAACCCUAGCAGGAGGCCCACCAUAGGCCAAAUCAUGAGGCGCCCCAUGGUCAGGAAGAGUGAGGCUCGUUCACCACCUACUUCCACCCAGUCUCUCCCAGGCACCCCGAGCCCUAGCAUUGUCAAGGCCAUGACAGUCAUGGGGUACAAAUCUGAAGAAAUCGUUGAGUCUCUGAGAGACCAGAAAUACAACCAGGUGAUGGCCACUUACCUAAUUCUACAGCACCAGUCACCUGGGGGAGACUGCUACCAUCACCAGGAGAAAACCGUGAGAGCCAUGCAGCCAGGCCUUGUCCUCAACCUGGCAGAUCUUCGCACUUUCCCUGUGUCCUUAGGGAGAGCUACCGAGCCUGCUCCCCCCACCUUCACCUUGCCAUCGAAGACCAAGGAGAAAGAUGAGAAGAAUGUCAGGCAGGGUGGCACAAGUCACAGCAUGCCUGCCGCUCUGUUCUGCCAGCCAGAGAGGAUCUAUCCUUAUCUAUCCCACCUGUUCUGUCCUGUGACUGAUUCCUUCACAAGCAACAGCCUGGAAAGCAUUGAGUAUUUCACACAGUCCGAGAUUAGGUCAUUCGGUGAUCACAUGGCCAGUGUCCAGCCACCUCUCUUUCUGUACACCUCCUCUCCUAUGCCACACCAGAGUGAGACUAGAGGUGACACAGACAACAUGUCCUCCUGCAGUCCCCAAGAGGAACUCUGGAGCUCCCAGGAGGCAUCUCACUAUUUAACCCCCACAGGCUCCUCUUCUCGGGAUACAUUGCAGGAAGAGACCAGAACCCAGAAUGAGGCCAUCACCCAUGAUGCUAUCUUGACCCAGGAAAUGACCAUGAACCUUGAAGGGACCAUGUUCCAGGAUGAAGCCAUAUCACAGGAAACGAACAUCAUGAUCGUAGAGGCCAUCAUUCGGGAGGCAAACAUCAUCCCAGAAGCCACCAUGACCCAAGUUGAGACCCAGGAAGAGGCUAUCACUCUGGAUGUGGCCAUGACCCAGGAAGUGGCCAUCACCCAUGGCCAGUCCCAGGAUGCAGGCCCAGCUUCUUCCCGAACCUGGAGGCGCCACAGCUGGAAGAGGGUCAAGAAAACAAUCAUGAACUGCCUCAGAAACCUCUGCUGCUGCUGCUGCCUGCCUCCUGCAGAGAGAGGCCAUGCCUCCUGA
Molecule: messenger RNA, 1902 nt
Organism: Peromyscus californicus insignis
Lineage: Eukaryota; Metazoa; Chordata; Mammalia; Rodentia; Cricetidae
Product: sperm motility kinase 2B-like
Exons: 1
Coding region: 1-1902 (633 amino acids)
Biological process (GO): protein phosphorylation; microtubule cytoskeleton organization; intracellular signal transduction
Cellular component (GO): cytoplasm
Molecular function (GO): ATP binding; protein serine/threonine kinase activity; tau-protein kinase activity
Source: RefSeq, a predicted model, not a curated record